Molecule: messenger RNA, 348 nt
Organism: Paracoccidioides lutzii Pb01
Exons: 3
Coding region: 1-348 (115 amino acids)
Source: RefSeq, a predicted model, not a curated record
AUGUUUCGCUACCUAAUGCCUAAACCACACAAUUCUCUCCUACUCCCCUCAUCCUCAAAACCAUAUAUUUUGAAACACUCAUUCACCCGCCGAGCAUUUACCUCAACACCUCCAUCCCUCAAUAAUACAGCGCAACCCACCACCAAAACACCCUCGCCACAUACCGCCAUAUACAAAAACUUUGGACGGGCCUUUGCUAAGGUCUUUCUGGGCGGAGUGCUUACGUAUCAGAUUAUUUAUUGGGCAUGGUUGAGGUUGGAGGUGGAUGAGGAGAAGGUGGAACGGAAUAAAGAAAUAGUGGAGUUGGAAAGUAAAGCGCGAGAGUUGUUUGCGAAGAGUAAUGGUUAA